Messenger RNA from Coregonus clupeaformis (lake whitefish), 1337 nucleotides. Its product is annotated as general transcription factor II-I repeat domain-containing protein 2-like. Lineage: Eukaryota; Metazoa; Chordata; Actinopteri; Salmoniformes; Salmonidae. The record is from RefSeq and is a predicted model, not a curated record. The transcript has 2 exons. Bases 165 to 1280 code for a protein of 371 amino acids.
CAUUAGCACUGGAUGAGAGCACGGACGUGCAAGACACAGCGCAACUGCUCAUUUUUAUUCGUGGAGUUAGCGCAAACUUUGAGAUAUGCGAGGAGCUGGCAGCCCUCCAAAGUCUCAAAGGGACUACAACGGGAGAGGAUAUUUUUGACAAAGUGUGCCAAACCAUGGAGAAGUUGGACCUGGACUGGUCAAAGCUAGCUAGCAUCACGACUGACGGGGCUCCUAGCAUGGUGGGCGAAACUCGCGGUCUAAUAAGACGCAUGAACCGGGAGUUGGAAAAAAGGGGUCUCACCGCCCCGCCACGAGUCCACUGCCUAAUUCACCAGCAAGCACUGUGCUGCAAAGUGUUGACGUGGGAUUCUGUAAUGAAGGUUGUGGUGUCGUGCAUAAACUUCAUCAGAGCAAAGGGACUUAAACACAGGCAGUUCCAAGAAUUCCUGUCUGAACUGGAGUCUACGCACGGAGAUGUGCUGUACUACACAGAGGUCCGAUGGCUGAGCCGGGGCAGAGUUUUGAGGCGUUUUUACGAGCUGCUACCCGAAAUUAACGCAUUUCUUCAUUUAAAAGACAAAACGGUCCCAGAGCUGAUCGACCCAGAAUGGAAAUGGCACCUCGCAUUUUUAACAGACGUGACAGAAAUACUUAACAGCCUUAACUUGCAGCUACAAGGCGAGGGGAAACUCAUUUGCGACAUGUAUUCACACAUAAAAGCAUUUGAGGUGAAAUUAGCGCUGCUUUUGGAACAAGUGAAAAAGCGCAACUUCGUCCAUCUUCCUGCUACCCAAAACCUGUCGACAGAGAACCCAGCGGUCCCGUUCCCAGCUGAAAAGUGCGUGGAAGCACUGGAAAUGCUGAAGGCGGAGUUCGGUGUGCGAUUCAGUGAACUACAUGUUCAUGCAAAAGAAAUCAGUCUUUUUCAGAACCCCUUUGUUGCCGACAUUGAUGAAGCCCAGCCUUCAUAUCAGUUUGAGUUGGCUGAGUUACAGAACUGUGAUGUUCUGAAAGACGCAUUCAAGCCCAACAGUCUCAUUGACUUCUAUGCUGCCCUCCCAAACGACACAUAUCCAAACAUCAAAAAACACGCAAUGAAAAUGUCCACAGUUUUUGGCAGCACGUAUAUCUGCGAGAAAACCUUUUCUCGCAUGAAACUGCUGAAAACUCCGAUGAGAUCAAGAUUGACAGAUGAACAUUUGCAUCAGUGCUUGAGACUGGCUGUAACUAGAAUGGAACCUGAUAUUCAACUUCUCACCAGCCAGAUGCAGGCCCACAGUUCACACUGAUGAACAUACAUAGGGAAGUUGAUGAGAGAGAGCUGCAAACAGCGGUGUCUACAAGCC